Nelumbo nucifera (sacred lotus) is the source of this 1121-nucleotide messenger RNA. Its product is annotated as UPF0603 protein At1g54780, chloroplastic-like. NCBI's taxonomy places the organism in Eukaryota, Viridiplantae, Streptophyta, Magnoliopsida, Proteales, Nelumbonaceae. The record is from RefSeq and is a predicted model, not a curated record.
AAAUGAGAACGAUAGAAAGAGAGAGAGAAAGGGAGAGAGAGAAGGGAGCACUCUCUGCUCAAUUCCAUUUCCUACCAUUUCUCUCUGUUAUUCUCUUCCAUGGAAACCAUCUUCUCUCCUCACUCUUUCUGUCCUCUCUUUGGCGCAAAAUCUUACUCCUCAAAGAUCCUUCUGUCUGCCUCUCUUCAACCCAGAUCAAAUUCUGUCUACUUCAAACCCAUCAAUUCAAGUCUCAAGAAACCAUCUCCUUCAUCAGUAGCUACCCCACUUUCAAUCCCCAGAAGCUGGGUCUCCCAUGUCCACCAAGGAUUAGCAGCUUUAGCACUCACUCUUGCUAUCAAUUUUUGCCCGAUUUCGCCCAGUGGUUCAGCAAUUGCAUCAGAAUUCGAUGUCCUCAGUGAGGGCCCACCGACGGAAUCAUAUGUUGUAGACGAUGCGGGUGUCCUUAGCCGUGUGACAAGAUCUGAUUUGAAACAGUUACUUUCGGAUUUGGAAUCCAGAAAGAACUUUCACAUAAAUUUUAUCACAGUUCGCAAGCUUACUAGCAAAGCUGAUGCUUUCGAGUAUGCUGACCAAGUUCUGGAGCGUUGGUAUCCCACCAUUGAAGAAGGCAACAACAAAGGGAUUGUAGUGCUUGUUACUAGUCAGAAAGAAGGGGCGAUCACAGGUGGGCCUGCAUUCAUCAAGGCUGUUGGUGACACUGUUCUUGAUGCAACCGUAUCAGAAAAUCUUCCCGUCUUGGCUACGGAUGAAAAGUACAAUGAAGCUGUGUAUAGCACAGCCAAACGGCUUGUUGCUUCCAUUGAUGGGCUCCCAGAUCCUGGAGGGCCCAAGUUCAAUGAGAACAAGAGAGAAUCGAACUUCAAGACCAAGGAAGAGACAGAGGAGAAACGUGGACAGUUCAGUCUUGUUGUUGGAGGUUUGUUGGUGAUUGCCUUUGUUGUUCCUAUGGCACAAUACUAUGCUUAUGUCUCCAAAAAGUAAGUUUGAUGUGUACAAGAGCUAGUUGUACAAAUUCUUGUGUAGAGUGACCAAUUGACUUGAAGUUGCCCACUAGAGGAUAAUAAUAGUUUUUUGCAUUAUCUAUAUAAAUAAAUGUUAUUCUAAAAUUACUCUGUUUA